This is a messenger RNA of Entamoeba invadens IP1, 2013 nucleotides long. Its product is annotated as protein serine/threonine kinase, putative. The record is from RefSeq and is a predicted model, not a curated record. Gene Ontology annotation, molecular function: protein kinase activity; ATP binding. The coding region runs from base 1 to 2013 and encodes 670 amino acids. NCBI's taxonomy places the organism in Eukaryota, Evosea, Mastigamoebida, Endamoebidae. Gene Ontology annotation, biological process: protein phosphorylation. The transcript has a single exon.
AUGAGUACCAAAGGGUGUUUAGAGUGUGAAGAGACGUAUUAUUUGACUUUACAGAAUACAUGUGAGAAGUGCGAUUCUUCAUGUGUGAAUUGUUCCAAUGAUACUAUGUGUAUUUCAUGUCCCUCUGGAUAUUAUUUGACGAGUGAACAUACAUGUAAAGAAGUUGGUUCAUUACAUAAGACGUGUGAUAUGUUAAUGCCAGAUGCCAUUGGCUGUGCGAUCUGUAAAGUUGGGUAUUACUACGUUUCAAAAGACUGUAGACAAUGUGAAACAUCAUGCUACUCCUGUUUAGACAACAAACAGUGCGUUUCCUGUGCAGACAAUUACUUUAGAAUAGCAAACGAAACAAAGUUGUGUCUUCCAUUCGACGAUUUGACUCAAUUUUGUCUUAAAAAGACCAAAAGUGGGUGCGCCAGUUGUCAAACAGGGUACUUCCUCUCAAACGGUCGAUGUUCCAAGUGUUUAGAGAACUGUACUAAAUGCACGUCAAUGACUUAUUGUUCCGAGUGCUCCGACAAUUAUGUGAAUAUUGACUAUUCAUGUCACGACUAUUCUACAAUUCAAUUUUGCACGGCCGCGAAGAACGAUCGAUGUACUAAAUGUGAAGGGUGGCAUGCACCUGAUGACAGUGGGAAGUUCUGUAAGACUGCCCUCCGCUAUGAUAUUAUAUUUGGGACGAUCGUUGGAUUUAUAGUAUUUAUAGUUCUCUUAAUAGUACUUAUAAUAGUUAUCAUUUAUCGAAUUAAGUUACACAAGACGGAGGAGAAGAAGAUGCGGAAUGUCUGUGUCUUUGAGAUGAAGCGUUCGAACGUCUCUCUACGCAAGCUAGGAGACUUCCUGUUGAGUAAUAAACGCGAAAUAACAUUUGAAGGACUUAAUGAAGAUAGUUUGAUAGAAGUGAAUGAAGAGACGCGGGAGUUAAUAUGUGUUGGGAAUAACACCAAACACAAUAUAAAAGUCCAAUUUAGUGUUGUGGACAAUUGCGACCAAUUUUCGAUACGAACGGAGCCGAGCCUAAUCACUCUUAAAAAGGGAAUAGCGUGUGAAUUUGAGAUCUUUAUUAAGCCAAUUUGCACGUGUGUUAUCCACGAGAAUAUAUUGGCCAUUGCACUCGACUUAAAAACAGGAGAACAGAUCAGUGAGAAGAUCAUAGUGAAAGCUAAGACUCGAAUGUCGACGCGACUGGACUACACUGAAUUGAAAGACACAAAGAAAAUAGGAGAAGGGACGUUUGGGAUUGUUUACUUUGGGGAGUUCCGAGGGGACAAAGUUGCUAUUAAAAAGAUCAAACAAACUUCUGAUGAUGAAGUGAGUAAAAAAGAAUUUGAAGAUGAAGUUUCUAUGUUGGACAAAUUUAGAAGUGAUUAUAUCGUCCACUUCUAUGGCGCGGUAUUUGUACCAAACAAAGUGUGUUUGGUCACCGAAUUUGCUCAAUUUGGAAGCCUACAAGAUUUGAUUAAGACGAGAAAUGGAAAUGAUUUUAGAACGAUUUUACGACUGAAGUACAUGUUAGAUGUUUCGAAGGGAAUUAUGUAUUUACACGAGAACGGGAUACUACACAGAGACAUUAAACCAGACAACGCUUUAAUAUUCUCAUUGGACACUAUAGAGAAAUUCAAUGCUAAAUUGACUGAUUUCGGAAGUGCAAGAAAUUUGAAUCAAAUGAUGACGAACAUGACGUUCACUAAAGGUAUUGGGACUCCAAAAUAUAUGGCACCGGAGGUGUUAAAUAAACAACACUAUAAGAAGGCUGCCGAUGUAUUCUCUUUUGCUGUGACGAUGUACGAAUGCUUCGCAUGGGAAAAUGCAUACCCAAAUGACCUCUUCAAAUUUGCGUGGAGCAUUGCUGACUAUAUCACUGGAGGUCAAAGAAGGCCAAAACCAGCGAAUCUCAGUGAUAACAUCUAUGCUGUUAUCUCUGACGCUUGGACACAAGACCAAAAAACUCGAUUAAAGAUAAAAGUCGUUGUGGAAAAAUUAGAAUCAAUUUAUCAAACUAUGUGUCGACUCUAA